Molecule: messenger RNA, 1685 nt
Organism: Phalacrocorax carbo (great cormorant)
Lineage: Eukaryota; Metazoa; Chordata; Aves; Suliformes; Phalacrocoracidae
Source: RefSeq, a predicted model, not a curated record
AAUUUUUCCUAUUUUCCCUUUUGUCUACUUUUUUUAGGGACAACCUGCACAGCUUUAGAUGGCAAAGCUGGCCACAAUUCUUCUGUUGUGGAAAAUUGGCAGGGGUGGGCUGAAGUUGAUUUUCUUUGUGCAUCAUUCUGCUUUUUCAUGAAAACUGCUGUGGAAGACAGAAAACAAUUGCAAAAUAGAGAGAAUUGUCACCCUUCACUAUGAAAAAGAACAUCCUGUGAGCUUGUUUCAAGCUUUCUGCCUCAUCACCUGCUGUGCUGAUCAGAUAAGCUGUGCUCCGAGCUCUCCUGGGGAGGGUUUGUCCUUGGGGAGACAUGGCCUUCCGCAGCUGGAAGCGGCUCCUCUUGGGCAGGCAGAACACCUUUGCCAAGGCUUGGAGGAGCAGGAGGGGAGGCUUCUCUCUGCGCUGGAAGCGCUGCUGCCAUUGGAGCGCCGGCAAGUCUCUGGACCCUGAGGUGAAAGCAUUUUUGGAGGAGAACACGGAGGUCACCAGCAGCGGGCACCUCACGCCAGAGAUACGACUGCGCCUCCUCACCCCUCGCUGCAGAUUCUGGAGGGAAAAACCCGACCUGUGGCCUUAUGGGGACCCAUUCUGGGCAAUUUACUGGCCAGGAGGCCAAGCCCUCUCCAGGUAUAUUUUAGAUAAUCCGUGCAUUGUUAAAGGACGAUCGGUUUUGGAUCUUGGAAGCGGAUGUGGAGCAACAGCAAUAGCCGCUAUGAUGAGUGGUGCAUCCCAAGUCCUUGCUAAUGACAUCGAUCCUAUUGCAGGAAUGGCAAUGAUCUUGAACUGUGAACUGAACCACCUCAAUCCCUUCCCCAUCGCCAUUAAGAACAUCAUUAAUUCAGAGGCUGGCAACUGGGACCUCAUUGUUCUAGGAGAUAUGUUUUAUGAUGAACAACUUGCUGAUAGCCUGUAUCACUGGCUGAGGAAAUGCAUCAGGAUACAGCAAACUGAAGUGCUGAUCGGUGACCCUGGCAGGCAUCAGUUUUUAAGCCACAGCAUUCGCAGUCAAUUGCACAAAGUUAUAGAGUAUUCCCUUCCCGAGUACACUAGACAAGAAAACAACGGAUUAACAUCAAGUAGCGUCUGGAGUUAUCAGCCCUCAAAUAGCUUAGGAAACUGUUGAAGCUGGCUUUCUAGUGAAUUUUGUCUCACUUGGUUGGCUUUGUUUUUUUAAGUAUGUAAAAUGGGAAUUAAUCAUGGAACAUAGCUGUUGAUGCAGAGUACAUUACUGUAUCUUCACUGCACUGAUUUCAGUCAUGCACACUGAGGCUUUUGCUCCAUUUGAGGUAAAAACUACAUGCAAACUGUGUUCAAAGGAGUGCACCGGAGUGCAAAUCCAAAGACAAGUUACAGUUAAGGGUUUGCGUGCUUGAUAUUUUUCAUGUAUCUGCACAUCUUCCUCUCUGGCACUAUUGUGAAAUGUUGUAGACAUGCACUGUACUGCUAUGGGGAGAAGGCAGUGGCUGAAAGACCACUGCACUGCUUUCACAGACUGUUGCUGCUUAUUUACAGAGAGUUAUUGCUGCCCUUCGUAAAACUCCCUGCUGUCAGCUCAUACUAUGCUCUACUUGAAGUGCCUUGCUCUUUUCCUGGAUAUCUCUUCUGAAUGUCAAAGUAACUAAUUUAAAUCUCUCCCUUCCCCUCUACAAUAAAAACCUACUCCUUCCUUGAA